Biomphalaria glabrata is the source of this 5989-nucleotide messenger RNA. RefSeq names its product glycerate kinase-like. Gene Ontology annotation, molecular function: glycerate kinase activity. Lineage: Eukaryota; Metazoa; Mollusca; Gastropoda; Planorbidae. Gene Ontology annotation, cellular component: cytoplasm. The transcript has 6 exons. The record is from RefSeq and is a predicted model, not a curated record. Bases 3766 to 5559 code for a protein of 597 amino acids. Gene Ontology annotation, biological process: protein phosphorylation.
UCAUGUUUAACAUGUUAUUAUUUUUUGACAGUAGGCAAAGUUACUGUUUUAAGUUUCGUUUCCUAUAUAUUGUUAUAUUAAUAAAUAGUGAUUUAUAAAUUGAUAUAUGAAAAAAAAAAUCAGUUUGUACAUUUUUUAUUCAUUUUAUUGCAUGUAUAUCUCUGUGAUAAGUACUAUUUUUUUUUAUUGAAUGACGACAAGAAGGUAUUUUAGGAUAAUAUGUCAGUUAUAAUAGUUGUGCAUGACACAUGACAAUACUUUAGGAUGAAUUAUACAAUAGCACACAAAAUAUAAUUUUGGCAAAAACAUUUUUUUUUCAUGAAAAUUCUAAGAAUAGUUGACAUGUUAGGCAACAUUAAGGGAUAUACUAUUUGACAAAAACUAAUCAGCAUCAGAUUUCAUUUAGAAUCUUGAUGGAAUAUAGACUAGAGAAAGUGUUAGCUACCACUGCUCUCAAACCUCUCUUACUUUUAGGCACUAAAUUACCUGAACAUUUUUUUUUUUCAUUUUUUUUCUUGAAUUCCAUUUCCAAACAUUUUAGUGCAAUAAAGAACACCUGUUUUCUUACAAAUAUUUUUGUCCAUAUUAAAUUGGUUUUUUUUUUUUGUCUUUUCUCCAUCAAAUCAAAUCCACUAUUGAAUUUCAGCAGAAGAUACAAUUUUGGAUACUGCAUUAUUUAUAAGUAAAUAUUCCUAAUAGAACUAUCUUUCAUCUCUCCUUUUGUGUCCUGUAUAAGUAGUAGACUGCUUUAUGGCAUUAAAUUCUAUUUGAACUACUAGUCCUCAUUAAAUUUCCAUUAUCUUCACUGGCCAAGAGUGGGAAAACAAAAUCACAAUUAAACAUAUCACUCUAUCCAGAAGAAUUGAAGAAACUAAUAGUAAAUAAAAUAAAUGAGAAAUGGACAAGCUCUCAUCUGAAUCACAAGAAAGAUGAUGCCUUUUAUAGUUUAUCCCAACAAGAUAAGCAUCUAAUCUUUCGACUCAGGACCAGACACAACAGAAUGAGACAACAUAUGUACCGGAAGCUCAAAAUUGGAACCAGUGAAAUCUGCCCAUGUGGAGUGUAACCAGAGAAUGCUAACCAUGUCCUCCAAAACUGCUCUCUUUACCAAGAAGCCCAUACAAGACACUGGCCCCAAAACACCUCAAUACAAAGAAAACUAUAUGGAGAGCUCCCUGAUUUGGAAACCACUGCGCAUUUCAUCACAUAUAUUGGUCUAGUCAUCUGAACGCUCCAGCAUAAAAAUGAGAAUGAAGAAGAUCCUCUAGUCUUUAAAACAAAAUAAAAUAAAGCUAUUCUUCUAUAAUUUUUCUAUUUUCUUUCUAGUCUAUGUACUGCUGUAUUAAUUUCUAUAACUCUGUUGAUUAUUAUUUUUUAACCAUUUGCUUUUUUAUUUUAUGAUGGGAAUAAAUGUGAUAGUUAAACUUAAAUCUACAAAAUUCUUUUUCUUUAGAGUAAUUUUAAGACUUUGCAAUGUAUUUGUAUAUUUGUUAAAUUAUUUUUGUUUUUUCCUUUUUCAUUUAGUCUUUUGUAUUUAAAGGACAAAGCCUGAAUGUCAACCUCAUAAGCUUUAAAUACAUCUGCCAAGCCACCUUAUUGGGUGGAGCCCAUAAUAAAUCAUGAAAAACUUAAAAGCUUAGUCAUUGUGUUGUCUACACAUUGUGGGCUGAGCUUAAGUUAUCAGAAGAAACAAGUGCUUUGUUCCGAGGGAUACCAUGAACACUAUAUAUUUUUUUUUAUUUUGCUAAGAUUGUUUUGUUUUUUUUAUUCUAAAGAAGAAUAUCAUAUAAAUAUUAAGACAGUUGGGUUUUUUUUUUUACUGUAUUUGCAAAAAUAUUCAUUGAUAUUGAAUUCUAAUUUGUAAAAAAGAAAAAUUUAGUGUAUAUAAAUGCUUACAAAACAAAUAGAUUUUUUCCCUCAUGUUAGAUUAUAUAUAUAUAUUUAGUCAUACAUUUCAUUUAUAUUGUUAAUGAAUAUAAACCUUUUGAGAUUGAAUUUUUAAAUUUAAAAACUCACAUAGUUUCAAACUAAGUCUUUUUUGUGUGUGUGUGAGAAUGAAUCUCCAAAGUCUCCAUUUACCAAAAGAUGAAUCAAUUUUCUUUUUUGUUGUUAUUGUUUUUUUACAGUUAUAAUUUCAACUUAUUUUUUAGUAUAUUUUAAAAAUCGUUUUGUUUGCUAUUGUAUUUUUUUAUAACAAAUAUUUUUAACUAGCAUUUAUUUGUCCCUGUUAUCCAAUAUACGUUUGAAUUGCAUCAAAAUAGAUAUACCCAGUACUAUCAGUUACAAAUUGUUUGUUUGCAAUAAAAAAAAAAGUGUAGUAAAAAGGAUCUGUAAAAAAAAUGCCAGCAAAAUCCAAUACAUUUUUGAGACAAUAAUCAAAAACUUUUACUGAUUUUCAGUGUUCUUUCUUCUAUCAUAUGUUUAUUAGAGUCUUUAGUUAAGAGUUCACUAUUGUCUUAAAAUUUGUAUUAAGUUUGAAAGGGGAAAAUCCACUAGUAGUUUUGUUUUGUCUGUCUGCUCAUCUGUUUCUCGUGUAUAAAUCUCAAAAUCAAAAAGCUAUAUUGAAAAUCAUAUUCUUAAGUGUACUAAAAAUUGGUUGAAUAGGUUUUUUUUUUGUCUUUUGAAAGCUAACACUUUUUAUUAUCACUAUGAAAAAUACAAACUCUUUUUUUUUCAUACAAAUACAGAAUUUUUAAAACAAGACUUUACAAAUCUUGUAGUGUGUACACAGAAGAAUAGUAACUAAAUGAAAAUAUUUUUUUUUUUUAAAUAUAAUUAAUUUUUUUGGGGGUGGGCUGACAUUUAGAUGUAAAUUGUUGUUUUUGAAAGGCUAUAAAAAAUAAAUAUGACACAAAAAUAUAUAAGUUUUAUAUGUGUUCAUAUGUGGAUUAACUAUGUAACUGGUGUAUGAUUAAGAUUUAAUCAGCAGUUCCUAUUAUUUAAUAGUUAUACAUAAUGCUAUUACCAGAUGUUGGUGCAACUCUUUGCAUGAAAAAAAAAACACUGGCCAAUGUCAGGUAGGUGACAAGCAAGACAGCAAGUAAAGUUUUUACCAUCCUGCAUCGAAUAAAAUCUCAGGCAAUCAUGCUUUAUAGAUUUUGUAUGCGGGAAGAUGGGAUUGUGGUUAUUCAGUUUCCACAUAUGAAAAUUUCCUAUAACUUUAGAUUUAUUCAAAGGUACACUUAGCUCUUUAUAUUAACAAUUACUUCUAAAAGCCACUUAUUCAUAUGUCAAAAAGGAAAGCAAUUUAUUGUGUAUUCCUGUAUAUAGUAUUACUAGUAGGAUAAAUCACUUGAAACAGAAUCAGCAGAACUAAUUGCUGGUCUUUACAGGGAAUCUGGUUCUAAAUAAAUGUAUAUAUUAAUGUGUGUUGAUGUUCAACUUGUUGAUACUGAUAAGCAAAUGUGUAACUAAGCAUUGAGAUACUGCUUCAACUAAAUGACCUUGACACACUUUUGGUAAUCAGGGUUUGUUACAAUUGAAUUAGGGCUGGUAACUCUCGUCAUUAAAUAGGAACACAUCUUAAGUUUAGCACACAAGAAAAAAUAGUGAACAAUGUGGUUUUGAGAUUGAUUGCAUGAUUACAGUAAGUAAACUUGCAUCUUACAUUACAGGUUGCUGCUGAGAUCAGAUGUUUUGUUACAACUGUAACAAAGUUUAGAAUGGUAAAGAUGAACAAUCUUUUGUGACUUUUUUACAAAUUAUAUAGACACUCAAUGAAAGAUUUUCAAUGCCCAGUUUUUUAUUUCUUCAUUAAUUCUCCUUAUGAGUCUCACAAGCUCUUGUUUUGCUUUUAAAAAUGUUUCAUUCAAGUUUGGACAUUGUUGCAAGCAGUUAUAUCUCAAUGCUUAUAAAGAUUACAGUGAACUGAAACAGACAUUUAUAAAGUAUCAAUUAAAACUUAGUACUUGUCGAAUGAUGAGUUCCAAGACGAUGAGCUCUUCAACAGAGACUGGGCUGAUAGUGCCAACUUUUAAUGACAAAGUAUUGUCAACAUCAGUUGACCUGAAUAUGCAGUUGGUGAUGGAGGCUCGAUCUAUAUUUCAGACUGCUGUAAAUGCAGUUCUUCCACAUCAGAUGAUAUGGAAUAAACUCAACUAUGAUCCAAAAAAAUCAACUUUACAUGUAGAUGGUAUUGAAUAUAUUCUUAACAAUAACCUCUAUGUUGUGGGAUUUGGAAAAGCAGUUAUUGGUAUGGCUCGAGCCAUUGAGGAUAAACUGGGAGACCAUAUGGUUACUGGUGUUUUAAGUGUACCUCAAGGAAUAUCCAGAGCCUUGCUUAAUGCUGGAAAACAAGACAUGCUUCUGUUACCUUCAAGCAAAUUUGAAGUGAUAGAGGGCGCUUCACAGAAUUUGCCUGAUAAAAAUGCUUAUAAAGCAGCUAUGGAAAUAAAAAGAAUAGCAAUGCAAGUGAGCGGUGGUGAUAUAUUGAUUGUACUCAUCUCAGGUGGAGGCUCUGCAUUGUUGCCUGCCCCUGAGCCACCAGUAACCUUAGAUGACAUGCUUACAGUAACUAAACUCAUGUCCCGAGCAGGAGCAACUAUCAUUGAUCUUAACACAGUUCGUAAACAGAUAGACAUACUCAAGGGUGGUGGUUUGGCCGAGUUAGCUUGGCCUGCCAAGACCAUUUCUCUCAUAUUGUCAGAUGUUAUUGGAGACCCUCUAGACUUUAUUGCCAGUGGACCAACAGUUCCUGAUUGCACAUCACCACAAGAUGUACUCAAACUGUUUUCAGAACUGGGCAUCAAGGAUGCAGUGCCGCAGAGUGUGCAUGAAGUCAUUCAAAGAAAGUUGCAGCAGACAUCAAGCGUCUCAUGCUCACCAGUCAGUCAAACCACGGAGGAAAAUUCAAGGCCACACGAUUGGUCACAUGUCCAAAAUGUUUUGGUAGGCACCAAUAAAAUAGCCUGUGAAGUGGCUUUUGACAAAAGUUUAGACUAUGAGUUACUCCCCCUGAUACUUAGUACAGAGGUUAAAGGUGAAGCCAGGGAAGUAGGAGAACUGUUUGCAGUUCUAGGCAAAUUUAUUGCUGGUGCAUUCAUUACUAACAGCACUGUGAAUGAUUUGGAAAGUCUACUUAAAACUGAAUAUAAAACUACAGAAAAGAAUAUUCUCACAAAAGCUCAAAUCCAAGAGAUUUCUGACAUAGUCAACAUGGCUAAGACUUCUGGCAGAAGUGGCAUAUGCAUUGUGGCUGGCGGGGAAACUACUGUCACAGUCAGAGGAGAAGGAAAAGGUGGUCGAAAUCAAGAAAUGGCUGUAGCAUUUGCAUUGAAAAUGGCAUCUCGUCCUCUUCCCCCACAUGUCAAGGUCAUUUUUCUGUCAGCAGGAACAGAUGGGCAAGAUGGGCCUACACCAUCUGCCGGAGCAGUAGUCAGUCCAGAGUUCCUUUCUCUUGCUCAAACAUCUGGCCUAGAUGCGGCUGAUUACUUGGAUAGGAAUGAUACUCACACAUUACUUUCACUAGUGGACAAUGGUUCUUGUCAUGUCGUAACAGGAUUGACUGGUACCAAUGUUAUGGACCUUCACCUGCUGAUAGUCAAAUCAAACAGUAUAUAAUGACCUGCUUAUAGUCAAAUCAAACAGUAUAUAAUGCAUUUUACAUAUUUAUUAUAGGCAAUAUUUGUUAAGUUUUUAUCAAUAUUUUGUAAUUCUGAUUAAACAGAUUUGUAGUGAAUUAUAUUCAGCUUAUCAAAUUUUUUUCUCUUAUUUGUUAAAUUAUUAAGAUUUUAAAUGUAUUUCUUCUUUAAAACCUUUUUCUUUUUAAAUGUAUAUACAUAUUGCCAUUGUGCAAUAACUCUAUUAAAAUGCAUUCAGAUGUUAAAUGUCAGUAACUUUAGAAGUUAAAUAACAGAGGAUUUGUUUCUUUAAGACUAAGACUGCUUGUUUGAUCCUUAUUAGUUAUUUACAAGGACUCUGUUCUCAAUAAAAACUACUUGCAGUCUAAUAUUAAUUACAUUAAAUAAAUUAAAUCUAUCAAUGCUUGUCA